ACACAUUUAUAUGCCAAGUGUUGCUGGGUAUACAACAUAAAAACAACAGAAUUUAAAACCACAUCAACGGCAGACACGGUCAGUGAUUUUCCUUUGGACACGCAAGAGGUGUCUGCAUAAUUUUUGUUUUAUUCGCACGCAUUUCCGCUGCUCCAAAUCUCAAUUUUUAAACAAUGGCAACUGACUGCGAGGCAUGGCUGAACGCUAACCCCCUUGACGCAGACGAUCUGAGUGACUCUUUCCUAUCGGGAGAAGAGGAGAAUGGCAUUAUCACCAAAAACAUCAAGAACGAAAUAAAUGGCAACUGGAUUUCGGCACCAAACAGUAUCCACGAGGCCCGUCUCAAAGCCAAAGCGAAGAGGAGGCUGAGGAAGACUUCUUCUAGAGACUCUGGGAGAGGGGACUCGUUUAGCGAUAACGGGGACCCCUCCCGGGGUACUAACGGUACCGUACCCCCUACCAGCCCCAAGAGCAAACUGCUGGACAGGAAGUCUCGGGCAGGGAAGGGACGAGGACUUCCAAAGAAAGGUGGAGCGGGGGGCAAAGGGGUGUGGGGCCCACCUGGAGAAGUGUACGACCUGGAGGAGGUCGACGUCAAAGACCCCAACUAUGACGAAGCUCAGGAGAACUGUGUGUAUGAGACGGUGGUUCCUCCGCUGGAGGAGGGGGACUUUGAGAAGACGCUCACUCCCAUCGUGCAGGAGUACUUUGAACACGGCGACACCAAUGAAGUAGCGGAGCUCCUGGGUGAACUCAACCUGGGCUCCAUGUCUAGCGGGGUGCCCAUGCUGGCUGUGAGCCUGGCCCUGGAGGCUAAGGCCAGCCACAGAGAGCUGACGUCCAGGCUGUUGACGGACCUGUGUGGCCGCGUGCUGAGCCGGAGAGACGUGGAGAGCUCAUUUGACAAGUUACUAAGGGAGCUGCCUGACCUGGUGUUGGACACACCUGGAGCCCCUCAGGUAGUGUGUUUGAUAUCGCGCCGUCUAAGAAUAGAAGUGUUUGGGUGUAUCUGUGAACAUGUCUAAUUGACAGUGGAGGCC
Messenger RNA from Salvelinus fontinalis (brook trout), 1040 nucleotides. Its product is annotated as programmed cell death protein 4-like. Bases 174 to 1025 code for a protein of 283 amino acids. Gene Ontology annotation, biological process: negative regulation of DNA-templated transcription. Gene Ontology annotation, cellular component: nucleus; cytosol. The record is from RefSeq and is a predicted model, not a curated record. The transcript is spliced from 6 exons. NCBI's taxonomy places the organism in Eukaryota, Metazoa, Chordata, Actinopteri, Salmoniformes, Salmonidae.